CUUCCUGUUUACGUCACAAAGGACCUCUGCGAAGAUCAAGCAAAAUUGAAAGACUUCGCUGCUCGGACUUUUGCUUAGUCAAAUAUGAUAUCAUAAUAUUUCGAUCAUAUUAAAAAGCAUGUUGUGUGCUAAUAGUAAUAAUUGUUACAAAUAAGCACGUGUGUUGUUUUUGAAAAUGUUUUGUAAUUGGUCUUCUGCGCAACAAUGACGCAGCUGAAGUUAGCAAAUGGAGCCGCUUGAACAUGGCGCACUUCACUUACGCCAGACUUUCUUGUUUCAUGACUAAAUACGCCAACAUUUUACAAACCGGACCACAACUAACACCUGCGUCUGCCUGCCGUUUACAGUUUUCACGCUGGCACAGGUCGGCGGACCCCGAGGCCUUACGGGAGCGUCAGAGGCAGCAGAUGGCUCGAGGUCUCCCCAAGCAGAAGCCCAUCGCGGGGGUCCGGCAGGUGCUGGUGGUGGCUUCCGGGAAAGGCGGCGUGGGAAAGUCCACCACGGCGGUCAACUUGGCGCUGGCGUUGAUGGCCAACGAGCCGUCCAAGUCUGUAGGUCUGCUGGACGUCGACGUCUACGGUCCGUCCAUCCCCAAAAUGAUGAACCUCAAGGGAAACCCGGAGCUCACUGACAACAAUCGGAUGCUCCCACUCACCAACUACGGCAUCCCUUGCAUGUCGAUGGGCUUCCUGGUGGACGACGACGCCCCCGUCGUGUGGAGGGGCCUCAUGGUCAUGUCGGCCAUCGACAAGCUGCUCAGACAAGUUAGUGGAGUGGGGCCGUCUGGACUACCUGGUGAUCGACAUGCCUCCCGGGACGGGCGACGUACAGCUGACCGUCACGCAGAGCGUCCCCAUAGCAGGCGCCGUGAUCGUGUCCACCCCGCAGGACGUCGCCCUGCUGGACGCCCGCAGGGGGGCCGAGAUGUUCAAGAAAGUCAACGUGCCGGUCCUGGGCCUGGUGCAGAACAUGAGCGCAUUCCGGUGUCCCAAGUGCCACCACGAGACGGCCAUCUUCGGCUCGGACGGCGCCUCGCAGCUGGCGGACACCUUGGGAGUCGCGUUAUUAGGUACGCGUGCCAAUGUUUACCGAGAUCACGUCAAGAGAAUUUGGAAGAGGUUUUGCUCGGAGUUCUUCCUGAAAAUCUUCUUCCGCACCAGAAUCAUCCGAGCGCGUCUCAAUGGAGCUUCUUUUAUGCCCUGCUAGCCUAAUGCUAAUGCUAAUGAGCAUCUAUGUUGCGGUACUUUAACCCUUUAAGCAACGGAUUGAAAAUAAACGGUGCAGUAACAUGUAGACAGACAAUAUAACCCAACUCGCAGUUCCAUCUUCUUUAGCCUCUGAGAAGAACGGCUAAUAUUAGUGCCGUACUGAUGAGUUACGAGGAGCCGGCGAACUCGGUGAACAGCGUAUCUUCCGACAUUCCUGUUUUCGUAAAGUACAGUAUUAUGGAGUGCUACUUUUGUUGUUUUUGAUGAGGCUGCAACAGAGUAAUAGCAUUUCCACAUUUUGGGGGGGUUGGGAUGCAUUUCAAAGCGUAAAGAUGAUCUGAGACGUGUGUUGUAAGUGACAAGCAAAUUCAACUUGUAUCUCAAGGCGCAACAGGAUUUGAAGUCGGUCUCAUGACAAAAACAUCACAUGCUUGUUUUGUUGGAACAACAUUUCUCAUGGCGUUAUUUGCUGGCGUUGUGCUCACGUG
This is a messenger RNA of Phycodurus eques (leafy seadragon), 1696 nucleotides long. RefSeq names its product nucleotide binding protein-like (gene nubpl). The transcript has 9 exons. Bases 243 to 1211 code for a protein of 322 amino acids. Gene Ontology annotation, biological process: mitochondrial respiratory chain complex I assembly; iron-sulfur cluster assembly. Lineage: Eukaryota; Metazoa; Chordata; Actinopteri; Syngnathiformes; Syngnathidae. The record is from RefSeq and is a predicted model, not a curated record. Gene Ontology annotation, cellular component: mitochondrion. Gene Ontology annotation, molecular function: 4 iron, 4 sulfur cluster binding; ATP binding; ATP-dependent FeS chaperone activity.